Messenger RNA from Helianthus annuus (common sunflower), 694 nucleotides. RefSeq lists its product as uncharacterized. Lineage: Eukaryota; Viridiplantae; Streptophyta; Magnoliopsida; Asterales; Asteraceae. The transcript has 3 exons. Bases 62 to 583 code for a protein of 173 amino acids. The record is from RefSeq and is a predicted model, not a curated record.
UUCUAAUCUUUCCGAGGGCUCGAUCGAUAAGCCUGGACCAGAUGAUGUUUUUUCUAAAGUAAUGGGUACUGACCGAAAUGGUGAUGCGGUUAUGUAUGGUCUGGGUGUUCGUGCUGCUGAUGUUUGGGGUGUAAUACCAAGUCGUUCAGCAUGUCAUAGAGAAAACAUCCAAUUGAAGUCUCAAUGUGAAGAACUUACUAGUACUGUGAUCCAGUUACGAGCCCAAGUAUCAGAGAUGGAAGGGUCGAGGGGUGGUUCCAAUUUUCAACCUCUUGCAUCACAACAUUUCCCCAAUGUAACCAAUGGACAUCAACGUUUACGGGUCGGAGAUGAAGUUUUCCUCAAAAGCAUUCUAAACUCUACCGAGAUUGUAGCAAGAGGAAGGGUCCAGAGCUUGGACCCAAAUGAUCUAGUUGGUGGUACAGAGAUUGGACCAGAAUGGUGUGAGGUAAACGUUCAAGUACCAAUAAAAAAAGAUGAAAACUUGGUAAGAGCAUAUGGUUUAUUUUCUACAAUUCAAGAUUGUAUUGGUGCAUCCAUUGCAUGGCCCUAUCCAUUCAUCUCGGUAGUCCAUGAGGAUUGAGGACGCAUGAUGACUCAAGAUUUUAUGCUUCUUAUUUCUUUAAUUGUUUUUAAUCUCUUUGUUAAAUGUUAAGACUUUAUGUUAGAUAAUGUUAUAACUUAUUUAUGGUUA